AUGCCAUUAAUUUUGGCUAUUUUCCAUUCUUUAAUGCUCAACUUUCUUAUAAUUAUCAUCUAUCUAAUAAUCAAAACCCAUUCAUGGACUUGGGAAGAUUAUCCAUCCCCUAGAGAAGCUACUUAUUUCAAGUGUGGUAUCCAGAACCGAACUUUUGUUUGUGAUCCUGAUGGGAUGCUGACUGAUCAACAGAGGAAGGAAAUUGUAACAUUGGUUGAGGAUUUCAAGGAGAAAACUAAAAGACCACUUUCAACAAUUCCUUGUAUGAGAGAAGGUCUCAGACUUGUUGUGGCUUUAGCAAAAGACAAGAUUGGCCCUGAAGAUGGUUCAAAUGGACUAACAUAUUUAUGCAAAAACGAAAGAAACUGGACUUCAUCUUAUAAGACAACAUGCGACGCAGAUGUACAGGGUAUUGAAUUAAAUACAGAUGGGUUUCGUUAUUGCUAUUCAAACACACGCUGGUUAAUGCCCCUUCAUGUAGAUGAAUAUGAAUGGCUUGGCAAAGAGGAUCAUCAUUUAAAAAAUAAAAAAUAUUAUGAUGCCCUGAAGGAUUAUAUUGAAAACAUGCAAAUGCUUUACAUUCACCGCUUCUCAAUUUUCGAUAAUAAGGAUCCUAAUGAAGAUAUAGCUUCUCAACAGUCUUAUAAUAAAGUGGGCCGACAUUCUCUGCCCCUUAUGAGCAGGGUGGACCCUCCCAAAUUGGUGGCCCUUCCAUUCCCUUUCCUUUAUCCCUUCCAAUGGCCCUUCCAAUUAUUCGAUUCCCUUCCAACUUCCCUUCCAAAUUACCAAAAGGAGGCAUAGCCCAUCAAAAAGGAGGCAAAAGGGGUCAAUGUAGAAAAGGGGAGAAAAGGGGGGCGAGACGGUCAAAAAGGGACAAAUUCCUCC
Molecule: messenger RNA, 885 nt
Organism: Meloidogyne enterolobii
Lineage: Eukaryota; Metazoa; Nematoda; Chromadorea; Rhabditida; Meloidogynidae
Source: the annotation of a GenBank genome assembly